AUGGAGCAGCGAAACGCCCUCUACUAUAUAAAUCUGCUAGAAGAUAUUGGAGAUCGCUUGGAGGAGCUCCGAAUCGAAACCCUGCAAUUCUCCAGCUAUCUCGAAGUGGCUCAGCGACGAUUCGCUGCUCGACCGAGUGCCAGCCGUCUUCUGGAAAUAUUCCGAGUCCAAAAAAAACUCGAGGCCCUCGAUGAAGAGUUUACCGCUGUGAAUGACUGGAACGAGGAGGUGGAAGAGGAAUUCAGAUGGUUCCAGGCGCGCGAGGCAGGCGAAGACACGGUAAGUGACAUCUCACUAUCUGAGCUUUUAAAUUUCAGCAGGACGAAGAAGACUUCUCCGAGUCGGAGAGCAUCGAGGCUUCAUCGAGCAGCGAGUUUUUCGGCGGACAGCGACGUCGACGACCAAUGA
This is a messenger RNA of Caenorhabditis auriculariae, 408 nucleotides long. NCBI's taxonomy places the organism in Eukaryota, Metazoa, Nematoda, Chromadorea, Rhabditida, Rhabditidae. The record is from the annotation of a GenBank genome assembly.